Andrographis paniculata is the source of this 1475-nucleotide messenger RNA. RefSeq names its product RNA-binding protein involved in heterochromatin assembly dri1. Lineage: Eukaryota; Viridiplantae; Streptophyta; Magnoliopsida; Lamiales; Acanthaceae. Gene Ontology annotation, cellular component: cytoplasm. The transcript is spliced from 8 exons. The record is from RefSeq and is a predicted model, not a curated record. Bases 86 to 1126 code for a protein of 346 amino acids. Gene Ontology annotation, molecular function: mRNA binding.
AAGAGGGGUUUUUGGCUGCGCUUCAGUAUCCCCAAACGCUGAAAAGUAAAACUGAUAUUCCCAAAUUGGUUGGAAAUCGGAGAAAAUGGUCGGCGGCGGCGCCGGAGGAAAAGAAGGUGACUGGGAGUGCGGGGGAUGUCGCAACAGGAACUACGCAUUCAGAUCCUUUUGCAACCGCUGUAAGCAGCCUCGCCUUCUUGUUGACAUCAAAACCCCUGCCGAUUCCAAGUGGCUUCCCCGGAUAGGCGACUGGAUCUGCACCGGUUGCACUAACAACAAUUAUGCAUCAAGAGAAAAGUGCAAAAAGUGUGGGCAACCUAAGGAGAUAGCAGCAAUGCCAGCUGUUGCAAUCCCUGGAGCAUCUCUCCCUACUCAUCCUACUUAUUUUCCCAGGGCUCAAGGAGGCAUGGAACAGAUGUUGAAUGUUGAAUCUCUACAACCAUCAAUGCCUUUGAGCUCUGGUUGGCCCCUUGGAGGGACUGGUCAAUAUGGAAAUCGCUCUAGUGAUCCCCAGGGUUUUCAGCCAGCAUCUACUUGGCCCCUGGGAGGUAAUAACAUAACUGGAAUCCCAUAUGCUGGCCAAACAAGUCAACUUCCUACAGUUACUAAUGGUAAUGGCUGGCGAGCUGGUGAUUGGAUGUGUAAUUGUGGAUUCCACAAUUAUUCUUCACGUGCACAGUGCAAGAAGUGCAAUGCUCCUAAACCGUUAUCGACACUCUCAUCUCUCAUUGCCCCAGCAGUUACAGCUCUUGGAACAAAACGCCUCGCCUCGGAAGAAUUGGUCCAUAACUGGAAUAAUAAGAGAUUAAAUGCAGGACAAGCGUAUGGUCUGCAGCAAUUAUUUACUGGGCUUGGGUCACUCCCAAGCCCCAGCGGUAAUCAAUUAAAUGGUAUGUACUCUACCCUUCCGAGCGGAAACCCAGCUGGCCAUCCAAAUAUGCAAGUUAACCUUCAUGUGCCGCAUAUUCCUGCAACUCCUGCACUCGUUGGGAAAGGAGCAAAGCAAUGGCGCAGUGGGGACUGGAUGUGCUCGAACUGCAACAAUCACAAUUAUGCCUCUCGAGAGCAGUGUAACAGGUGCAAAAGCCAGAGAGAGGUGCCUUCUCAAACUGCCGAUUCGGAUUGAACCUAUGCGGGGUUCUUAAAAGAAUUAAUCACCAAACGUGAGUGACGAUGUUUUCUAUUGGAUUUGUCCGAACCGAGGAGAUAGAGUUGAAGUGAUUCAGAUUUAUUAUAUGGUAUCUUCUUAUCUUGUGUCUGGGCUUGUAUGCAUGCAUACAUGUUUAUGAACUUCUUUUUUUCUUUUUCUUUUUUUUUCUCUCUCUGAUGGAGUUGAAGCUAUUAUGUGGAGUAUUUAACUUGUUCUUGCUUUGUUGGUUUCCCUAAGUGUGAGAAAUAUGCAUUGGACAUAAUGUAACUACAAAAAAUAGAAAAACAAAAUGUGAGUUAAUAUGUAUGGCUGGCAAUUGGGACGA